AUGAAAGCAUCACCAGAUAGUCUUAUCAUCAAGGAUAUAUUGGAAGCAAUACUGGGCUGGAUAGCUUGGUUGCUAAAUAUAUUGUUCCCGCCACGUUUAGUCGUAGAUAAUGUUAAACUGGAGGUGUUGCAUUUGGACAAGCCAGUAAGAAUAGUCCAGAUAUCCGAUAUACAUUAUGACCAUACGCCCAUCAGGAUCGACGAUGAACUGAUGGAGCAAGUGGUGCAGCGCGUCAACGAGCAGAGUGCCGACCUGGUGGUGAUCACGGGCGACCUCGUACAAUACCAGCCCGAGCCGGUAACCGUGUUGGUGGAGCGCCACCUUUCCAAACUGCGCGCCAACGUGGGCGUCUACUCUAUAUACGGAAACCACGACUACAAGACGGCGCAUGGACCUGAGAUGAUUGCCAACGCGCUCAAGACUGCCAACAUUACCAUGCUGCACAACGAGACGACCUAUCCGAUGGGUCGCGGCAAGGGCAAGCUUCAACUGGUGGGUCUGGGCGACUAUGGCAGGAAGCGCGUCCACUUCAAGCUGGACAAGGUCAAGGGCGACAUUGUCGAGGCUGAGAGGCCACGCGUCGUUCUAUCACACAAUCCAGACAGCGCAUUUGAUUUGGAGCCGUACGAUAUUGACUUGGUCCUCUCGGGCCACACACAUGGAGGCCAGAUAUGCUUCCCAAAUGGCACGCCAAUGAUGCCAUUGCUUGACAAGCUGUUGCUCAGCUUGCCAAAGAUGUUCCUAUUGAGCAUCAGCUAUCCGAGCAAGGUGCUCAAGAGCUGGACGUGGUCACGCGGACACCACGUGCUGAGAGGAGUGCAGCUGGACAAGCCCAAAGCGCAAGACAGACCGAUGAAUCUAUAUAUCAACAGAGGACUGGCGACACAUCCUCCACUGCGGCUAUUCUGUCAUCCAGAGAUCACAGUCAUUGAUCUCAUUCCAAAGGUUUAA
Molecule: messenger RNA, 951 nt
Organism: Acytostelium subglobosum LB1
Lineage: Eukaryota; Evosea; Eumycetozoa; Acytosteliales; Acytosteliaceae
Exons: 1
Coding region: 1-951 (316 amino acids)
Molecular function (GO): hydrolase activity
Source: RefSeq, a predicted model, not a curated record